ACAAGGUUUAAUAAACCACCAAUUCCUACGUAGGGUACAUCACCUCCCUACGUAGGUUCACUAACUAAUUCCCUAGGCCCCCCCCGGAUCCCUGGAACCGGUCAUCUUGUCUUUUUUUUCCCCCAUUUUUUGGCGAAUCCAAACACGCUCCCCACUACAACCUUAGACCACAGACGCGCCUGAAUUGCCAACGAAUCUCCUCCAGUCAACAAUUCCCACAAUCUUUUUCUAUAAGCAGUCGCACACCUUUUCUCGGGCGGGAAUGGUCGCAUCGCAUUGAACUCCAAUCCCACAUGUCACCAUCUAGACUGCCCUUAAUGGAGACUUCAGAUAACAACGCGACAUCCUCACCCGCGUCCGCUCCUGAUAAUUCGCGACGAAGAUCGGGACGCGUUGUAAGGGCCCCUCAGAAAUUCUCCCCUGAACCGAAUUCGUCGCAGAACGACCAGACAUCGUCAAAGCGCAAGAGGGGCCCCGACCGCGAUGAAGAGGAUGCCGAAAACGAGUCACCUGUCGAGGAAGAUGAUGAAGAACUAAGCGACCCGGACGACGAAGACGACGAUAACGCCGAAGAAGACCCUGCAUCACACUCAAAAAGAUCUAAAUCAAAACAACAAAAAUCUAGACCUAAGAAACCGGCUGCGAAGCGCGCGAAGGUAAACGGCAACGCAACAACGGAUGUCGCGUCCGCCCCGAAUGCGCCCGCGGUCAGACUUCCGAACAGACCUAAGAAGACUGUCAGGGUUACCAUCGCUCAUCCUGACGGAGAUGGACUCUAUGCUGACAUCUUUGCAUCUGGCGAUUCUUCCGAUGAUGUUGCCGCGCACUGGUUCCAGCGCUACCAGGAGGAUGACGCCAAAGCUUUAACUGAAGUUAUUAACUGUGUUCUACUUGCCGCUGGCUGCGAGCAACAGUUGACAGAAGACGAUAUUCGAGACCCAGAUAACUCUGCGAACAGAUUAUCGGAAUUAGAAGAUGCCUAUCAACAGACCAGUAUAUCAGACUACCCCCUUAUUUCGAGGGCAAAGAGUAGCAAAAAUUUCCGCGAAUUACUUAUAGGCUUUUUUGAGUCCUUAGUCAGUGUACUCCACCAGACCGAUACCCUUUACGCCGAUGGAGAGCUAUUGAGCAACAUCCAAAGAUGGGUCGGUAUUAUGUCGUCAUCCUCCCUACGCCCCUUCAGACACACGGCUACGACUGUAGGGUUAGCGAUUCUUACUUCUCUUAUUGAAGUAACGAAGCAACUCGACGACCGGAUCACGAAGUCCAACCAAGCUUUACAGGCCGAAUCGAAUCGCCGAGGCAAGAAUAAGAAUCUUGUCGAGAACACAAAAAAGGCACUUGAGACUGCGAACAAUAACCGCGAAGCGAUCGAUACAAUGGUGAAGGACUUUUUCGAUAUAGUAUUCGUCCAUCGAUACCGCGAUAUUGACCCUAAGAUUCGUGCAGAGUGUAUUGAAGCAUUGGGUACCUGGAUUUGUACCCUCCCAACGGUCUACAUGUCCCCCGAAUACUUGCGAUACUUGGGUUGGCUAUUGUCGGAUAUUUCCGUAUCUACCCGACUAGAAGUUCUCAGACAACUGGCGAGGGUCCUGAAACGAGAUGCAGAAAAAUUGGCCCAUUUCAUCGACAGGUUCAGGCCUCGUCUAGUUGAAAUGGCUACGAAGGAUUCUGAUGUUUCUGUGCGCGUCGCAGCAAUUGGGGUUGUAGACAUACUCCGUGCCUCGGGUAUGCUUGAGCCCGAGGAAGUCGAUUCCGUCAGCAAACUUCUCUUCGAUUCUGAAAUCAGGAUCCGCAAAGCUGUUGUCAAUUUCUUUGCAGCGCUUGUUGAAGAACUCAUUGAAAACAAAGUCGAUGAGAUUGGUGGCACCGAUGUUCUAGAUGAAGUUUUUGGAGAUGAGGAAGAAGACGAGUAUGAUUCGCUCCGAAAGGAUUGGAUCAACAUCAAAGCCCUUGCAGAGAAUUUGGCCGUCUAUGAUGCUCAAUUAGACGAUGAGCAAGACGAAGUACGACACGGACUCGAUGUGGCGGCAGAUGUGGUCAAUGCCAAUAUGCCGGACUCUCGUAUUGCAUUGGCAACUCAAGUGCUGUACGAAAGGAUACCCGAAAUUAACAAUUGGCAGAUUCUUGCCGGCUAUCUGUUGUUUGAUCACUCAACAAGCGCAAAAUCUAGGCAAAGUUCGAAGACAAAUUCGGUUGAGACGGCUACUAAGAAGGCCGUUGCUCCCGAAUCCCGAGAAGAGGCCAUUCUAUUGGAGGUCCUUGCAACAGCCGUAAAGGAGAGCCUUGCGCCGUCAACAGAGCAUGAUAGACAUAAGAAGAGGCCUGGUAGGCUCGACUUGGAUGCUCAAGAUGAUGCUGGCAUGAAGCUAGCCUCACUCAUUCCUCGUCUAUUAAAUAAAUUUGGGUCCGACCCGGCAAUAGCGGCUACCGUACUCCGAUUGGAGCACUUCCUUGAUCUGGAAGUAUUUCAACAACUCCGCCAGAACUCUGCAACUUACGAUAAACUUCUUGAUGAGAUCACGACACAGUUUAACCGCCAUGUUGACCAAGGACUUCUCAAUGAGGCAGCUGCAGCGCUCAUCCAUGCUAGACAAUACGAAGAACUCGAAGAAUUGACCGAUACCAAGAUGGCUCUGUUGUGGGACAACUCGCUAAAUUCUUUACGAAGCAUAGACAAGAUUUGCGAACUAUCUGCUAGAGGUAAUCUCGAUCGGUCAAUACUCGCCGAAUUAUCUCAGACCUUGAUGAAGAUUAGCAAGUUGGUCACCAUUUCCGAUUGCGUGGACAUCCUGGAAACCCCGGGGACAUCGCGAGACUCAGACCAGCCUGCCAUCAAGAUCCUUACGGGUAUUGUGCACCGCGGUCUUCUCACAGAAUCAAACGAUGAGUUGGAUGACCCUGAAGAUGAAAUAGUUGCUUUCGCUAUAAAGGCGUGCCAAUUCUAUUUCAUGUGGAAGAUAAGGAGAUUACGUAGCAUCGUUGAAAGCGAUGCUGAUAUACCAGAUGCGGAGGUUGACCAACUCGUCCUCUUGCGAAAGGAUUUCGUUACGAACCUCAUACAAACCUUCUCGUCCCGAGGAUUCAAUGACGAUCUUCGUCUCUUUGCUGUCGGUAACGCCUGCGAUCUAUGCGGAUUAUUCGUCUUCCUACGACCUGUAAUUCAAGACCCGCAAGCUUCCAAAUACAAAAAGCUGCGUCCUCUCCUUGAAGAAAUGCCCCCAGCUCUGAUUACUCAAGAGAUCAUCCCCAUAUUCGACGCCGCGGAACGUGCAUACGCAAAGCGAGCGAAGAAACAACUCAACGAUCCUGUGGAUGAUGAGGAUCCCAUGGACGACGAGUUACCGCCCGAGGAUGAUGAAGAUGAGGAGCUCACAGAGCAAGAGCGCUUCGCGGCCGAACUAAAAGCCGAGAAGAUAUUAUGCGAGCUCACUGGUAAGCUGGUCCUUGCCAUUCUGGCAAAGACUAUCGACCAUAGUGGACCAGAUGCUGGCAAGCUACGAAAGCGACUCAAUCGUAAUAAGACGAAGCUUGGCAAUAACUACCGGGAUGUCGUAGCAUACUUAGACGAAGAUCACCUUCGUGAGCUACGAGGUGGAAAGAAGAAGCCUGCAUCCAAAUCAAAGGGCAAGGAAGCUGCCAAGAAGCCCGCAAUCAGUGCAGAGUUGGUUAUUGAGGACGAUGACGACGAUGAGGUUCCGAGGGUGGAUGACCCAUUUGAGGAGGAAGCCGAGCCUGAAGAGGGCACCGUCGAGGACUUAAGACGACGGGAACUUCUUGAUGACCCGAUCGAAGAUGACGAGGAUGAGGAGAGACCUGCUGGUGGUGAACCUAUGGAAGACGACGAUGUCAUAGGGGAUUGAUUGAUUAAUGAACGAGCUAGUGCUGUAAUGAAAACAAAACUACCUAUUGCUAUUACUACUACUUGAUUAUUCUUGUACCUACGUUUAUUACCCCAGCUUUCUCCUAUUCUUGUUUUUUUUUCUGUUUCACGGCUUGGACGGAAAUAUGGCAGGCAGGCAUGAAUGAUAUGGGGCGAGGAAGGCAGGCCUUAGAGUUGAUUGAUUGAUAUGAGAUUCUCUUCAUCUUUUCGAUCUGCCGGGAUGCAGGUGUUGCGUGUGAGGAGUCUACUGUGAUUGAUGUGAUACCUUGGCUUGGGAUGUUCCCUUCUUGAGAUGUUAGCUCCCAAGACGGUGCUAAGUGAAUGGGUCUAUCAGAGCUACUUGUAUUAGUUAGGAUUUGAUAAUUCUACUCAUGUUUAGAAUGUCGGCUUGUGGAUGUGAAGUGGAUGUAUAUGUUGUAACCUCCUCUUGCUAUGAUGGGCUUCACAUGCAUGGAUAAAAACGAAGGAAAAACGAGGAAAUUUUUUUAUCAAU
Hypoxylon trugodes is the source of this 4376-nucleotide messenger RNA. Its product is annotated as STAG-domain-containing protein. Gene Ontology annotation, biological process: sister chromatid cohesion. Gene Ontology annotation, cellular component: cohesin complex; chromatin; nucleus. The transcript is spliced from 3 exons. Gene Ontology annotation, molecular function: chromatin binding. The record is from RefSeq and is a predicted model, not a curated record. Lineage: Eukaryota; Fungi; Ascomycota; Sordariomycetes; Xylariales; Hypoxylaceae. Bases 294 to 3863 code for a protein of 1189 amino acids.